CUAGUACGUGUUGAACAGCGUUGGACUCCGCGCGCAAAACCCUCCGCAAACAUUCGCAGUCUAUUUUAGCGUUAUCCAUCAUUUGAAUAUUCAAAGUUCACCGUCAAGGACUAAAUUGCGCUUGUAUUUUAUUGCCGUUCGCUGAGAAAAAGUGAAAUAUUCCAUUACAGGGAAAAAAAAUAGUAAUAGAUUGUCAUGGCCAACGUUACGAAGCUCUCGCUGAUUAAAGUCGUCGAAUUAGCUUUAAUAUGCAUAAUCAUCGGUCUCCACGCGAAUUCGCCGAUGUUCAGCCUGGAAGACUCGUUCCUCUCAGCAGGAACUGAGGUUGGCUUCUUGAUAAUCCUGACGGGCCUCUUCGCAGCAGCGGUGAUGGGCACGCCCGUCAACCAUCGCAUAGAACUAGGCUUUCUCGUGGUGGGAUGCGCCCUGUUCAUCGCUUCCGGUGCAGUUGUCCUGGAAAAGUGGCAACGAGCCAUCGGCACCCAGCACCAGCUCAACAUGGUCGCAGCCAGGGGAUCUAUAUCGAUAAUCGAGGGGAUUCUCCUGCUUGUGGACGGGUACCUCAUGUUCAAACGAGAGGAAUAAAUUAUUUUGGUUGAAGUUGGGGCAUUGAAUGUCUCAAAACCAUUCUGCACGUCUCGGAAAAUUUUCUCGGAAAAUAUUUUCUCACGAAAUUAACGAAAAAAAAAUAUUUGUGUGCAAUCUAGGGAAUCAGAGAGCGCAAUUAUAGGAGUGAGUGGGGCAAAAUGGACUUAUGACUUAUGAUUUUUUUAAAAAUCUCAAUGAGACAUUGAGUUUGUAAGGGGAACAAUUUUUUUCAUUAAAAGUUCAAUUCUUUUUUUGUGAUCAGCCUAGAAUGAAGUCAAAUGGUCAAUUUGUUUUCAAAUUAAGAACAUUGGAAAAUGUGAGGCAAAAGAUAAAUUUUUACCUUCGCAACCUAAUUUUUCCUUGAAGUACAAGAAAGACGAAUAAAUACUGCAUUUUCUAUGUCAA
This is a messenger RNA of Diachasma alloeum, 993 nucleotides long. RefSeq lists its product as uncharacterized. The record is from RefSeq and is a predicted model, not a curated record. Gene Ontology annotation, biological process: septate junction assembly. Bases 196 to 585 code for a protein of 129 amino acids. NCBI's taxonomy places the organism in Eukaryota, Metazoa, Arthropoda, Insecta, Hymenoptera, Braconidae. The transcript has 4 exons.